Molecule: messenger RNA, 369 nt
Organism: Panicum virgatum (switchgrass)
Lineage: Eukaryota; Viridiplantae; Streptophyta; Magnoliopsida; Poales; Poaceae
Product: calsequestrin-1-like
Exons: 3
Coding region: 1-369 (122 amino acids)
Source: RefSeq, a predicted model, not a curated record
AUGGAUGAAUUCUUCAAAAUGGUGACCAGUUAUGGGGGUUAUGAUGUGAAUGGAUAUAGGUUCCGUUCAGAAGAGUGUGAGAAAACAAAAUCCAGAUUAACAACAGUUAAUAGUGGAGUUUGUGUUUCCUGUGUUGAUGAGAACAACAAUGAGUUAGAGUAUUAUGUUCCAACUAUCUCCGAUGAGAUAACCGAUCCAAAUGAUCUCAAAUUUCUAUCCAAACUGAAUAUUGAAGCUCAAGAUGAAGAUAUAGAUGAUGAUCUAGAGGCGGAUGAAGAUAUAGAUGAUGAUCUAGAGGCGGAAGAAGAUAGAGAUGAUGACCAAGACGAUCUGCCUGAAUAUGCACCUAAUGACCCAAAUGAUUUUUAG